GGCGGAUAGAGAACGGCACUGAGCAGAGUCGCGCGCACUCGAGCAAUAAGGAGGUUUUUUUUCGCGCGUCAGGGCACGCGCAUCACCGGGCAGUGCGUUGCUCGAGACGGCGGAGGAGAGGAGACGAGACGAGAAGAGCAAGAGAACACGGAGCCAAAGUUCUGCCGCGUCCAUCGAAAGAAAAAAGAUGCUUCCUUUAAAAAUCCGCGGAGCUGCGUUUAUCUUGUAGAACAGUUUGGAGCGAAGGUGGAUACAAAGUGUGCCGAUGGAUAUUCACUAAAAAAAAACAACACUAUUCCAGUAUACCCUAGUGAGGUGGAGCGCUUGAUUGUGCAGCCGAAUGAACGCACCAGGCAUGAUCUGGACUGUCUUUUUCCUCCUUUUGGUGUCCUCUGCUUUCGGAAAAGACACCGAGCGGGUGCCUUUCUUCCAGGGGCAUGUGUUUGAGAACUCUGCCCCGGGAUCCCGGGUCAACGGGCUGAGCGUCCCGCUGCACCGGUUCGGCUCCCAGGGAUGGUGCGGCUCUGGCUCUAGCUCUGGCUCUGGAGCGCUUGCUGCCGUGGAGGCGCCGCGCUUCAAACUCCUCGGCGACGGCAGCGAGAGAUUCCGCGUCGUGGCCCACCACAAACGAGGUCAUCUCUUGCUGAAGACGUGGGUCGCGUUGGACCGGGAGGAACGCGCCGAGUACUCGCUGGUUCUGGGGCUCCUCGGCUGCGGGGGGCACGGCGCGGGGCUGCAGGAGGGGGACUCCUCGGUGCGGUUUGCCCGGGUGGCUGCGCUCCAAGUGGAAGUUUUGGACACCAACGACCACGAGCCAACGUUCGUCGGCGCGGACGUGCGGCUGAGUGUGGACGACGCCACGGCUCUGCGCACCGUGGUGCACACCGUGACCGCGUGGGACCGCGACAGCGGCUCCAACGCGGACAUCAAGUACUUCGCGGUUCCGAAAAACGGGAGUUUUUACGUGGUGCCCAAAACCGGAGACGUCCUUCUGGUUGACUCGAUCCUGGGGCUGACGAGUCCGGUGAAGUUCAAAGUGUUUGCCCGUGACCACGGAUGGCCUCCCCGCACGAGUCGAGGCAUAACCAUAGAGAUGACCCCCCGGCGAUGGCCCGCGUGUCCCCCCUCUCACUGUCCCCCGACUACAACACACUCACCCGGCCAGGGGGCCCCUCGGAGAGCGUCCCGGUCAGUGUUGGAAUCGGACGAUCCGGUGUUGAUUAACGUGUCAGAGGACGCGGGGAUCGGGUCGGUGGUGAUGAACCUUAACCCGGUGCGGUUCCAGUCCCCCACCUUUGAGCUGGUGGACUCGGACACCGAGAGCUCACUGGUAAGUGUGAGCCGGGAUACCGGAGAUAUCGUGAUAUCGCGGAAGCUGGACCGGGAGACCAACCCUCUUGUGGAGAUCACGGUGAAAGUUCAGGAUAAAAGAGGUCCUGACUGGUACCUGGUGCGGGUGGAGAUGACGGUGUCGGACGUGAACGACAACGUGCCAGAGUGGAGCAUGGUGCCCGUGCCGUACCUGGCGGUGGUGUCCCCGGACGCGGUCCCAGGCUCCCUGGUCUACCAGCUCCUGGCUCGAGACGAUGACGGCGGGGACAACGGAGAGGUGGAGUUCUUCCUCUCAGACGGCGGCGACGGGCGCCUGGAGGUGGACCGUAAGAGCGGCCAGGUGCGGACCACUGGGCUGCCCCUGCAGCGCGACCGGGAGUACCUGCUGACGGUGGUGGCUGCGGACCGCCUGGGCAGCCGCAGUGCCCCGGCCACCGUCUCGGUGGUGGCGGGACCCCGGCCCCCGCAGUUCUCCAACGCCUCCUUCACCAUCGCCAUACCCGAGAACACCCCCGAGGGCCAGCCGUUCCUUACCACGCCGGCCCUUUCCUUCCAGAAGGAGCCCAUCAGCUACAGCCUGCUGAUCAACCCCAGCAGCCUGUUCUCCAUCUCGGCGGAGAGCGGGGAGAUCAGCCUGACGCGCUCCAUCGACUACGAGGGCGACCAGCACCGCUACUUGCUGCUGGUCAGGGCCAACGAGGGCGUGGACAGCCUGAGCAGCGCCGCCGAGGUGCGCGUGGUUAUUGUGGAUGAGAACGACUGCGUGCCCGAGUUCCUGCAGUCCAUCUACAGCAAGGACAGCGUGCCGGAGACCGUAACCACGGCAACCUCCCUCCUGCAAGUGUCUGCCAGCGACUGCGACUCAGAGGAGAACGCCGAGCUGACCUACUACACGCUGAGCCCGGACUUCACCAUCUCCCCGCACGGCACCAUCUUCCCUGCUGGCCCGCUGGACUUCGAGAGACCCAACCAUCUGUACGAGUUUGUGGUGAUGGCGGUGGACCGCGGCCAGGCUCCCCGGACCGGCACGGCCACCGUGCGCAUACGCAUGGCCAACAUCAACGACGAGGUGCCCGAGUUCUCCCAGCAUGUCUACAGGACAUUUGUCUCGGAGGAUGCAGGGCCCAACACACUGGUUGCCACGGUACUGGCAAAGGACCCGGAUGGCGACGGGAUUACCUACAAAAUCACAACAGGGAACGAAGAGGGGAACUUUGUCAUCGACAGCCAGAAAGGACUGAUCCGUCUGCGUUCAAGCCCGCCCCCACGACUCCAGGGGGUGGAGUACAUCCUGAACGUCACGGCGACGGAUGACAACGCAUCAGGUGGUCCGCAGUCUCUGUCCUCCACAGCCCAGGUCAUCGUGGGGGUGGAUGACGUCAACAACAACAAACCAGUCUUCGAAAAGUGCCAGCAGUACCGGGACCGGACCUCGGUGCUGGAGAACCAGCCGGCCGGGACCUUCGUGCUGCAGGUGCAGGCGGUGGACGCGGACGAGGGCUCCAACGGCCGGGUGUCCUACGGCUUCAUGCACAAGGACUCCACCGUGCCCGCCUUCAGCAUCCACCCUGAGACAGGAGUGAUCGUGACGGCGAGGAAGUUUGACCGGGAGCGCCAGCGGGAGUACGCGGUGACGGUCACCGCCACCGACCAGGCCACUGACCCUCUCAUCGGCAUCUGCCAGCUCAACAUCCUCAUCCUGGACCACAACGACAACAGCCCCAAGUUUGAGAACCUCCGAUAUGAGUAUUUCCUUCGUGAGGACACCAUGAUUGGUACCAGCUUCUUAAGGGUGGCGGCUCACGAUGAUGACUUUGGCUCCAACGCCGCAGUCACCUACUCCAUGUCCAAUGAGCAGCCAGAAUACCUCCGGGUCAACCCUCUGACUGGCUGGGUGUUCGUCAACCAGCCCAUCUCUCAGAGGACCUACAUCACCAGGGAGAUCGUUGCGACAGAUGGGGGAAACAGGAACAGCUCCGUGGAGCUGGCGGUCACCAUCACCAACGUGAAGAACCAGCCCCCACAGUGGGAGAGGGAGAGCUACGACGUUGUCAUAGCGGAGAACACCGUCCGGGACACGCCCAUAGUGACCAUCAAGGCCACCUCGCCGCUGGGGGACCCCCGUGUGACCUACAACCUGGAGGAAGGCCUGGUGCCGGAGACCAACAUGCCCGUGCGCUUCUACCUGACGCCCAACCGGGAGGACGGCUCCGCCUCCAUCCUGGUGGCCGAGCCGCUGGACUACGAGACAACCAGGAACUUCAUGCUGCGCGUGCGGGCCCAGAACGUGGCGGCGGUGCCCCUGGCCGCGUUCACCAUCGUCCACAUCAACGUCACAGAUGUGAAUGACAACGUCCCCUUCUUCACCUCGUCCAUCUACGAGGCCUCGGUCACGGAAGGGGCAGAGUCUGGGACACUAGUCUUUCAAGUUUCUGCUAACGACCUGGACCUCGGCAUGAACGGCAAGAUCACCUACUCCCUGCUGGCAGACAGGAGUGGAGACCACGAGUUCUUCCGCAUCGACCCGGAGCUGGGCUCCAUCUACAGCCAGGCGGUGUUUGACAGGGAGACCAAGGGCUCCUACCUGCUGGAGGUCCAGUCGGUGGACGGCUGGGAGUCAGCCCGGCCCGGCAAGCAUGGACAGCCCAACUCAGACACUGCGUACGUGCGCGUGUUUAUCAGCGACGUCAACGACAACCGGCCGGCGUUCGCCCAGGCGGACUAUGAGGUGGCGGUGGAGGAGGACGCCGACGUGGGACUCGCCAUCCUCACCGUCAGCGCCAACGACGGAGACGAGGGGGCAAACGCCAAGCUCCGCUACCAGAUCACCUCGGGGAACACCGGAGGUGUAUUUGACGUGGAACCAGAGGUGGGAACCAUCUUCAUCACCCAGACCCUGGACUACGAGCAGACCAAAAGGUACCAGCUGCACGUGGUGGCGUCGGACGGCAAGUGGGAGGACUCCACCACGGUGGAGGUGAGCGUGGUCAACAAGAACGACGAGGCGCCCGUGUUCACCGUCAACGAGUACUACGGCAGCGUCACCGAGGAGCUGGACGGCUCGCCCGUCUUCGUGCUGCAGGUAACGGCGUCCGACCCGGAUAAAGACGCCAACCAGGAAGCGCUGCGCUACUCUCUGCACGGCCAGGGCGCAGACAGCGAGUUCAUCAUCGACAAGGGCACGGGAAAGAUCUACGCCCAGCGCACGCUGGACCGCGAGGAGCGCACCGUGUGGCGCUUCGUGGUCAUGGCGACGGACGAGGGCGGCGAGGGGCUGACGGGCUUCACCGACGUCAUCAUCAACGUGUGGGACAUCAACGACAACGCGCCCGUCUUCACGUGCACGCCCAGCUGCCACGGCGACGUGGCCGAGAACUCGCCGGCGGGCACCUUGGUGAUGGAGAUGACGGCCACGGACCAGGACGACUCGGCCGUGGGCCACAACGCCGUGCUGUCGUACCGCAUCGUCGGCUGCGUGGACGCCACCGACGGCGCCUUCGGCGAGGACGCGGGCGGAGGCGGAGUCUCGGCCCACAUGGACAUGUUCUCCAUCAACGGCACCACGGGGACCAUCACCGUGGCGAUGGCGGGGCUGGACCGGGAGCAGAUGGACUCGUACCUGCUGGUGGUGGAGGCGCGGGACGGAGGGGGCAUGACGAGCACCGGGACGGCCACCAUCAGGGUCCGGGACAUCAACGACCACGCGCCCAUCUUCACAGAGCACGCCUGUCUGGCCAGGGUCUCGGAGAAGGCGGACAUCAACGCAGAGGUCCUGGACCUCUCUGCGGUGGACCGCGACGCGGGGGAGAACGCCCAGCUGACCUUCAGCGUGGUGGCCGGCGACCCCGAGCAGAAGUUCUACAUGGUCAGCCAUCGGCAGGAGCAGCGAGGGAGCCUGCGCAUGAAGAAGCGGCUGGACUACGAGCGACCCAACGAGCAGAGAUUCAACCUCACCUUGAAGGUGGAAGACCUGGACUUCUCCAGUCUCCUGCACUGCGUGGUGGAGGUGGAGGACUAUAACGACCACCCCCCCGUCUUCAUCCCACACUUCAUCUCCCUGGGCCCGCUGUCCGAGGAUAUCGCCAUGGGAACCAGCGUUGCCCGGCUGGCGGCUAGCGAUUCGGACUCGGGCCAGAACAGGGACCUGACCUACAGCCUCUUGGACGAGUCCGACCCGGACGGCAUGUUCGCCAUCGACCAAGCGGGCGUGGUCACCGUGGCCCGGCCGCUGGACCGCGAGGCCUCAACUCAGCAUCACUUGAUCGUCAUAGCGACGGACCACGGAAUCCCUCCUCUGACGGGUAGCGCCACGGUGCAGCUGUCGCUGUUGGACGUGAACGACAACGGGCCAGAGUUUGAGGCCGUGUACACUCCCGUCAUUUAUGAGAAUGUCUUCGGCCCUCAGCUGGUGAAGAUGAACCAAACCUCCACCCUCAUUCACGUGGUGGACCGCGACUCCUCCCAGAACGGGCCGCCCUUCCACUUCUCCGUCCCGCCCGACUAUCGCCAUAGCAACGACUUCUACCUGCAGGACAACCUUAACGGCACGGCCUCGCUCACGGCCCUGAGGACGUUCGACCGCGAGCGCCAGAAGGAGUUCCUCAUCCCCGUCGUCAUGAGCGACAGCGGCGUGCCGGCCAAGACGGUCACCAGCAUGCUGACGGUAACCAUCGGCGACCAGAACGACCACGCCCACCUGCCCGGAGAGAAGAAGAUCAUGAUCAACAGUCACAGAGGUCGCUUGCCUACCACUGUGCUGGGCAAAGUCUACUCUCCUGAUCCCGAUGACUGGGACAACAAGACCUAUGUUGUUGAAGGACACAUGCCAAGCUACUUCAUGCUGAACAAGCGCACAGGCUUCUUGAUCAUCAAGGACAAUGCCCCGCCAGGCAGCUACGAGUUUGAGGUCCGCGUCACCGACGGCAUCUGGCCCGACGCUGUCUCCAAGGUUACCGUCCAUGUGAGGGAGCUCCGGGACGAGGCCAUCCACAACUCGGGGUCCCUGCGCCUCACAGACAUCACAGCGAGAGAGUUCCUGGAGCCCCGGGAAAGGCUGCGGAGCCGCUACGACCUGCUGGUAGACUUCCUGUCCGAGAUGCUCUCCGUCACCCCUGAUGACGUCAACGUCUUCAGCCUCAUGGACGUCCGGGAGAAAACGCUGGAUGUGCGCUUCGCCGUGCACACCGCACAGUCCUACCUACAGCCGGAGAAGCUGCACGGAUACCUGGUCGCCCACAAACAGAAGCUCCAGUCCUUCCUGCAGGUCAACGUGUCCCAGGUGCGGGUGGACGAGUGCCCCGGCUCGGACUGCGACGGCGCCAGCGGCUGCACCACCACCCUGAGCGUGCGUGACGCCCUGACCGUGGUGGACUGCGGGCCCGUGGGCCUGGUGUCGGUGACGGUGGAGCCCAUGGCCGUGUGCACGUGCCCGGGCCGAGACCACUCGCACCAGCCCUGCGGAACCUACCCGAGGAGCCCCUGCUUCAACGGCGGCACCUGUGUGGACACGCAGAACGGCUACAGGUGCCAAUGCCUGGCGCAGUUCGAGGGGCCCGAGUGUCAGCAGAACAAACGCAGUUUCCACGGUAACGGCUAUGCGUGGUUCCCGCCGCUGGCGCCGUGCUUUGAGAGCCACGUGUCGCUGGAGUUCAUCACGGAGCAGGUAGACGGCCUACUGCUGUACAGCGGACCCUUGGCCCAGCUGCUGCCAUGGGACCAGGAGGACAUCAUGGCUAUAGAGUUAAUAGAUGGCACCCCAACCCUGAAGAUCAACCAUGGCUCUGGCACGUUGGUGCUCCAGUUGCCAGGCAACGUGAAUGUGGCAGACCGGAGGUGGCACCGUUUGGAUGUCCACAGCAACAGCAAGGAGGUGCGGUUCACACUGGAUCGCUGUGCAGGAGCCACAGUGAUGGAGAUGGAGGGGCUUGGCAGUUGGCUGACCACUGAUGACCACUCUUCCUGUGAAGUGACGGGUGUCACUCCAAACACAGACCGACACCUGAACAUGAGCCAAGUGCUCCAGUUAGGGGGUGUGAACGAGGAGGUCCCAUACAUGUACCCCCAGCUCCAGCACAAACACUUCAGCGGCUGCAUCCGGAACCUCGUCGUGGACAGCAAGCUAUAUGAUCUGGGCUCCCCGGCUGACGCCCAGUCCAGCUCCCCGGGAUGCCUGACCACGGACGCCAGCUGUGUCAACAUGGGCUACCCGUCCUGCGGACACCGCGGCCGUUGCCAUGGUGAAUGGGGCUCCGUCAGCUGCCAGUGCAUGGCAGGCUUCACCGGCCAGCAGUGUGAAGAAGAUGUUCCAGAGUACUCUUUUGACGGGCGCGGUCACGUGCACUACCACCUGGUGACCCCGAUGGCCGCCCGGAGGACGUGGAUUCAGGUUCUGAUCCGAACCCGCAAGCACAGCAGCACCAUCGUCUCCCUCAUCUCUAAGGAUCAGAGCGAAUACCUGCGCCUGGAGAUCUUCCAGGGCCUGCUCUGCGUCGUGUACAACCUGGGAGACGGACACUACAACCUGACCCUGCCCGCGCAUCGCCUUGACAACGGGGAGUGGCACGAGGUGUUGCUGGAUCGCUACGACAACGAGAUGACACUGCGGCUGGACGGCGGCGGGGGUCGGCGGGAGGUCACGGGGUCGCGGGGUCGCAGCCGGGAGAUUGUGGUGGACACCACGGCGGUGACGGUCGGGAACUCCCUGCCUUCCAGCGGCAACAAGAGCUUUCAAGGUUGCAUGAGGGACCUACGCAUCAACGGUCGCUACAUCCCCAUGGAUGGCCAUCCGCGAGACGGUGUUUCCCAGGUCAGCAUGCAGGGUCUCUCCUUGGGCUGCUCUUCGGACUCCUGCAAGAGGAACCAGUGUGCCCCUCCCUUCACAUGUGUGGACCUGUGGAGAGUGCACGAGUGCCGGUGCCCUGCCGGUCACAUGAUCCGGGUCAACGGCACCAGGAAGUCGUGCGUGUACACGCUGUGCGCCACCCACCCCUGCCACCGGGGCACCUGCGUGGCCCACUCGCCGUCCAAGUACACCUGCCACUGCCCCGACGGCUUCCGGGGCCACCGCUGCGAGACCACCCUGCCCGUGUACCGCGAGGACGUGGGCCUCAGCUUCAGCUCCCUCUUCGCCAUCUGCAUCUGCUUCAUGGCGCUGCUGGUGCUGCUGCUGGGUAUCUUCCUGUACACGCGCUGGCGGAGCUACAAGGGUCUGAAGGAAGGCGUGUACCACGUCUCGGCCCACCACGACGGCUGGGAGGACAUCCGCGAGAACGUCCUCAACUACGAUGAGGAGGGAGGGGGGGAGGAGGACCAGAAUGCCUACGACAUGGCGGAGCUGCAGAAAUCCCUCCAGCCCAGCCCGGCCCAGUCGGUCCAGUACUGCCGCAUGCGGGCCCUGCACCACCCGGUCCUCCCGCUCUCCCAAACCCAGCACCACCACCAGUACCACCACCAGUACCACCACCUCCUGCACCACCACCACCAGGCCCAGCCCGCCCCGUCCCAAGCCCAGUCGCAGGACCCCCUGAGCCGGACCAACAGCUCCAGCACGCUGCCCCCCUCCGUGGCCUCCUCCUCCUCCUGCUCCAACAAACAGGGCUCCGCCUCCUGCUCCGCCGUCACCACGUCCACGGUGUCGGCCCCGCCCGUCCGCCGGGACGUGGCCCCCACGAGACUCCCGGCGCAGGGCCAGGCGCGGCCCCUGGCGCUGGCCCGCCGCUCCCUGUCCUUCUCCAGCCAGGACCUGGCCCGCUACCUGUGCGAGAUCAUCCGCGACGCGGACCAGCACCCGGACGCGGGGCCCUUCGACUCCCUCCAGGUGUUCUCCACCGAGGGGGGCGGCUCCCCCGCCGGCUCCCUCAGCUCCUUCGGCUCGGCGGGGCUCGAGGGGGGCGCGGGAGGAGGCGCGGACGGGGCGGCGGCCGGAGGAGCCGGAGGAGGAGGAGGAGGAGAGGCCAAGAGAGAGGAGACGCUCGGGGACUGGGGGCCCUGCUUCGAGAAGCUGCGGGCCCUGUAUGAGCAGCCCGAGACCAGCGACCUCUGAAGCGCGCUCUC
Gadus morhua (Atlantic cod) is the source of this 9384-nucleotide messenger RNA. RefSeq names its product neural-cadherin. Gene Ontology annotation, biological process: cell migration; adherens junction organization; multicellular organism development. Gene Ontology annotation, molecular function: cadherin binding; calcium ion binding; beta-catenin binding. The record is from RefSeq and is a predicted model, not a curated record. The coding region runs from base 341 to 9373 and encodes 3010 amino acids. The transcript is spliced from 37 exons. Gene Ontology annotation, cellular component: plasma membrane; catenin complex; adherens junction. NCBI's taxonomy places the organism in Eukaryota, Metazoa, Chordata, Actinopteri, Gadiformes, Gadidae.